Molecule: messenger RNA, 1206 nt
Organism: Nipponia nippon (crested ibis)
Lineage: Eukaryota; Metazoa; Chordata; Aves; Pelecaniformes; Threskiornithidae
Gene: ARRDC2
Product: arrestin domain containing 2
Biological process (GO): protein transport
Cellular component (GO): plasma membrane; cytoplasm
Source: RefSeq, a predicted model, not a curated record
AUGCAGUCCCUGGGGCAUGUGCGGAGCUUGGCGGUGGAGCUGGAGGACGGGCAAGUGUGGGGCGCCUACGGCAGCGGGGAGCUGCUGCACGGCCGGGUGCAGCUGGAGCUACGCGGCACGGUGCGGCUACGGGUGCUGGAGGUGUACGCUUGCGGACGCGCCACCGUGCACUGGGUCGAGGGCCGCAGCGUGGGGCUCAACACCAUCUACCAUGACUACACAGCCUACCAGACCUUCCUGUACCGCCACUGCCAGCUCAUCCCCGACAAUGGUGAAAUCACCGUCCUGCCGGCAGGAAGGCACGAGUUCCCCUUCACCUUCCAGCUCCCCGAGACCCUGGCUACCUCCUUCGAGGGAAAGCACGGCAGUGUGCGCUACUGGGUGAAAGCCAAACUGCACAGACCCUGGUCAACAGUGAAGAAGGUGAAGAAGGAGUUCACUGUGAUUGAACCCAUCGACAUCAACACGCCGGCACUGCUGGCUCCCCAGGCAGGUGCUAAGGAGAAGCUUGCUCGUGCCUGGUACUGCAAUCGUGGCCAGGUUUCUGUGACUGCCAAGAUUGACCGAAAAGGCUACACCCCAGGUGAGGUCAUCCCUAUCUUUGCUGAGAUCGACAACUGCACAAGCCGAGCGGUGGUGCCCAAGGCGGCCAUCAUCCAGACUCAGACCUUCAUCGCUCGGGGCACCAAGAAGCAGAAGAAGUCGGUGGUGACCAGCAUCGUCGGUGACUCCAUCGCAGCGGGGAAGCGGGAAGUGUGGCACGGGCGGGCGCUGAAGAUCCCGCCGGUGGGUCCGUCCAUCCUCCAGUGCCGCAUCAUCCAGGUGGACUACUCCCUGAAGGUUUGUGUGGAUAUUCCUGGGACGUCCAAGCUGCUCCUUGAACUACCGCUUGUCAUUGGAACCAUCCCGCUGCAUCCGUUUGGGAGCCGCACGUCCAGCGUCAGCAGCCAGUACAGCGUCAACCUGGACUGGCUGAGCACCAUCCCGGAGCAGCCGGAGGCUCCCCCUGAAUACUCGGCGGUCGUGUCCAGCCCGGAGGCUGAGCAGAGCCUGGCUCCGCCGUGCCGCAGCGAACUCGGCGGCAUCCUGGAAGGUCCCUUCUUCGCCUACAUCCAGGAGUUCCGCUUCAGACCACCUCCGCUGUAUUCGGAGAUCGAUCCAAACCCUCCUUCAGACAACAUCCGUCCGCGCUGCAUGACCUGUUGA